AUCACUUACUUGACUGCUUCUUGUGUAGUGGUACAGUUAUAAAUUGAAGAUAAUGUGUUGACUUUAUCAUGUAAAAGGUAAUGAAUAACUAAACUGUUCUUCUUUGAGCAGGAUAGUCAAAAUAGAAAGAGACAACAUUGACAUACACAUCCAAGCAAUGUCUCAAGCUCCAAUGGAUAUCAGUAAUGUGGAUGAACAAUUAUGUGAAGGUCAGCAGCAUGUGGAAAACAGAGACCUGGAUCAGCUGAAUAUCUCUGAGAAAUCAGGACAUCGCUGUGACCACUGUGGAAAGGGUUUUAAGAGCUCUUACUGUCUGAAAAGACACCUGCCUUUCCUCUGCUAUGAGUGUGGGAAGCGAUUCAGGCAGAGUGGACAUUUGGAUCAGCAUCUAUACAUUCACACCGGCGAAAAGCCUUUCGUCUGCCAUCAGUGUGGGAAAAGCUUUGCUCGUAGAUCUUCUCUGAGAACCCAUCUACAUAUCAACACCAGAGUCCCUACAUCUGCAGGAGGUGUGGAAAAAGCUUCAGACCAUUGAAAUCUGUGCAACAUCAUCUGGAAAUUGACACAAGAGAAGAAAAUCCUACCAUAGCAGAGGCUUCACUUCCUGUUUGGUUCUCAUGCUUCUCCUUAUCUGAGACCAAAGC
This is a messenger RNA of Cyprinodon variegatus (sheepshead minnow), 644 nucleotides long. RefSeq names its product oocyte zinc finger protein XlCOF20-like. Bases 158 to 535 code for a protein of 125 amino acids. Gene Ontology annotation, cellular component: nucleus. The record is from RefSeq and is a predicted model, not a curated record. NCBI's taxonomy places the organism in Eukaryota, Metazoa, Chordata, Actinopteri, Cyprinodontiformes, Cyprinodontidae. Gene Ontology annotation, biological process: regulation of transcription by RNA polymerase II. Gene Ontology annotation, molecular function: RNA polymerase II cis-regulatory region sequence-specific DNA binding; DNA-binding transcription factor activity, RNA polymerase II-specific. The transcript has 2 exons.